GAGGUUUUUCGCUAUUUUCAGCCUCUGGGGCCCUUCCCGGGCCUCGGGAGCGUCAAGAAACGACUCAGAAUGAAAAACUGGUCCCGGGGAAGGGGUCCAGGCAUCUGGUGGUCGGUGUUGCGGAAAAAAUAACGACGCCUGGGGUCUGGGAAAAUGUCUUUCUGCGUUCCACUCCGCAGGAGAUCUCCGAGCAGUACCCGACCGCCGUGACGCCCGCGGGCUUCACCUUCGCCAUCCCCGGUCUGGGGCCCCAUCUUCCUGCUGCAGGCCGGCGGCACCGCGCUGGUCUCGGCGGGGGGCGCGCCCGAGGCGAGCGCGACGCUCGCCCCCGCGUGGGUCGCCGCGUGGGCGGCCGAGGUCGCCUGGCAGCUCGUCUUCGCCUGCGCGCCCCGCCCCGCGGCGGCGGCGAAGCGCGAGAGGCGCCUGGCGGUCAUGGCGCCAGCCGCGGUACUGCUGUUGGCGGCCCAGGGCUCCAUGCUGGUCGGCGCCUUCCGCCUCAGCCACUCGCUGCGCUCGCGCGGCGCGUCCGCCUCGGCGGCCGUCGCGCUGCUGCUGGCGCUGCCGACGGGCAUGAACGCCGCGUGGCUCGCCGCUGCCUCGGGCAUCGGCCUCUCCAUCGUGGCGCAGCUCGUGCCCGCCCUCGCGCCCAUCGCCGCCCCGAAGGGCGCCGCGGUGCUGCUGCAGGGCGUCGUCGGCGCGGGCUUCUUCGCGGCCCCCGCGCUCGGCGGCUCGCCGGCCGCGCUGCCGCUCGGGCUGGGCUACUCGGGGGCCACGGCGUGGGCCUGCUUCGGCAUCUCGAGGGGCGACUCGCCGCGCCAGG
Molecule: messenger RNA, 820 nt
Organism: Prorocentrum cordatum
Lineage: Eukaryota; Dinophyceae; Prorocentrales; Prorocentraceae
Source: the annotation of a GenBank genome assembly